Spirometra erinaceieuropaei is the source of this 12303-nucleotide messenger RNA. Lineage: Eukaryota; Metazoa; Platyhelminthes; Cestoda; Diphyllobothriidea; Diphyllobothriidae. The record is from the annotation of a GenBank genome assembly.
AUGGUUCUGACGGAGUUGCUGAGGCUAAAGGAAUCCAAAUCACCAGGUCCCGAUGAGAUUCCGGCGAAGAUUUUGAAGGAACUCGCCGGUGAGUUGUCUAAGCCACUCUCCAUGCUUUUCCAUACAUCCUUCGAGACCGGAUAUCUGCCACCCGACUGGAAGUCGGCGUGGAUUACGCCGCUGCACAAGGGCGGAAGUCGGGUCUCUGCGAACAAUUACAGACCGGUCAGCCUCACCUCCAUUUGCUGUAAGAUUAUGGAGAAGAUAAUAAAGCAACAACUAAUGCAGUUCAUUGAACAAAACCAUUUGCUUUCCGAUUCUCAGCAUGGAUUCCGAAAAGGCAGAUCCUGUGUGCCAAACCUGCUCUACUGUCUGGAACGCUGGACUAGGGCUGUUGAUAGAGGAGAUAUGGUGCAUGCCAUCUAUAUCGACUUUAAAAAGGCCUUCGAUAGUGUGCCUCACCACCGCCUUCUAUACAAACUUAGCCGUGCAGGAGUGCGGGGUAAGCUUCUGAUGUGGAUUCGGAGCUUUUUAAUCGGCCGCUCUCAAGCCGUCCACGUCGGUGACCAACAAUCUGCCGAGGUUGCCGUUAAGAGUGGUGUUCCCCAAGGCUCCGUUCUUGGCCCUACGCUGUUCCUCGUAUGCGUCAAUGACUGCGCAAACGAACUGAAUUGCGAUGUUGCAAUGUUUGCCGAUGACAUAAAGAUUUGGAGUACCAUACGAAGCGAAGUUGACGAGGCGCGACUGCAGACAAGUCUGGCCCACCUCGAGCAAUGGUCGAAAGACUGGCUUCUACCGUUCGACGUAAACAAGUGUACUUUCCUACGCGUCGGCAGAACCAGUUCUCCUAACCACACGGUCUACCGUCUGACUGGCAAACCACUGCAAGAAGUCGACGCCCAGAAGGACUUGGGUGCAUGGAUCACAACCUCGCUUAAGCCUUCGCGGCAAUGUUCAAAGGUGGCCAAGUCGGCGAUGUCCAUUCUAUACCUUGUCAAACGGGCGUUCUCCUCCUUUGAUGAAGACUGCUUCGCCAAGGUCUUUCAAACUUUUGUGCGACCGCAUCUGGAGUUUGCUAUCCAAGCAUGGCGACCCUGGACCGCUAAAGACUUGGGCAUACUCGAAAAAGUUCAACGGCGAGCAACAAAACUUGUAUCUGGGCAGUGGUCACUACCCUACAAAACGCGAUUAGCUAAUCUUGACCUCUUUCCUUUGAAGAACAGACAGCUACGUGGGGACCUGAUACAAGCUUUCCGCAUCGUGCGCAAUCAGGGCUGCUGCCUCGCGCUUGGAGACUUCUUCGAGUUGGCGACUACGACUAAUCUGAGAGGUCAUCCACUCAAACUGCGUGUGGCUGGCGCCCGGCUAGACACCCGAAAGUUCUUCUUCUCCAACAGAGUGGUUGCAGCUUGGAAUGCCUUGCCUGAGGAUGUUGUUAUGUCAGGCUCGGUAGAUACUUUUAAAUGGAGACUAGAUCAGCAUUGUAGCGCGCACCACAAUAACGCCGGACUACGGCCACCUUGACAGCCAACGCGGACAAUUUAGUGUUAUAACGAUGCUGCUACCAACAUUUAAGUAAUAUAUGUUUAUGUUGUUUAUUAAGCUUGGGCCACGUCGCACACCGCUGUUCGCAUUCACCACGAUGCCUGUAGACUAAACAAUUUUACCUCUUUUUCCCGUGUCUUAAGUGUGCCUCAACUGUCCGCUGUAUUUUGACCAACAAAGCAAUUUAAUGUGCCUCUAAACUCUGUUAAAGCAUGACAUUCUUUGUUCAUCUGUACAGUUUUUGCUAUUCCCCUCGCAUUUCUUUCAUGUUACUUCCUUUCCAUUUCCUCCAUAUAUAUCCUCUGCAUGUAACCAACAGGGAUUUCAAAGGUACACACCUACUUUCCCUGAAAUAUACUGAUACUGAUACUGAUAGGACAUUUGGGACGAUAGAACUAUCUACUUUUAAAAGCGCAAAGGUGACCGGGAAGUCUGCGACAAUCCCUGAGCAAUACACCACUGAAACUCGCCGGACAAAUCUUUGCCCGCACCCUAUUCAAUCGCCUCAACAGUUGUCUCGAGCAAGAACUCCUGCUUCUCGGGGUGGCAUCAAUGUCAAGAUCAAUGCGCGCAAUGAGAUUUUGAAAAGAUUAAUUGAAUUCAUAUUUUUUAAUUUGAUUUCUUAAUCUCUUACACGCUUACCAAGUUAACAUUUAACAAUAUUUCCCAUUUUUGGUCAUAAGUGAUCUAAGCUUCUCAUCAUAUGUUUUGUCGAUUUAACAUAAAGCGGAAACGAAGUGUGAUAGUUUAUCAUCCAACAUAGCCUCAAACAUAUUCAGUUUCGCCCGUACAUAUAAUAAUUAUUUAUUCAAUGCCAGUUUACGGGCAUUGUCAAGGGAAGCGAUUGAACACAAAUCCGACCAGCAGUGAAAAAAACACCUCAUUUAGAGAAAUAAAAAUUUAGUUGAUGCUGGUUUUCAUGAUUUAGAGGGUUCAGGAGAAAAAAACUACUGGUAGUAUAUUUUCGACCGUCAAGAAAGGGGGGGGGGGGCUGGGUUGCACGACAUCGCAGAGAUUCAGACGUCAAUUCCUUUCGUAAAGUUGGGGAUAGUCAAAGUAGAGGCGUUGAGGAACAGCUGGCGAGACCGGCCAUAGUGUUCAGAGACCACAAACGCCAUCGCUACGGCAAAGUCGAACAGUGGAUUCAGCACCCAAAAUUUGUGGGAGCUUUUCUGUAUGCAAAAAACUGAGUAAUAUUUCUCUUAAAUAAAGGAUAAUUUUGCAGAGUUUUCACACUCAUUGGUAGUUUAUUCCAAAUAGCAAUUGCAUUUACAGAAUAGAACCGACUAUAUUUAACAGUACGUGCCAGAGGCAGAAAUAAACAGACCUCACGGUGACUGUUACGUCGUGGGUGGAUAUGAUGUCUUAAAGAAGUGAGUGGGUUAAAUGUUUGAUUAUAUAAGAGUUUAAAUAGCAAAAAUAGUCCCUUUUGUAAUCUACGGAACCAUUAAGUAUCAAGGCCCGUAAGCCGGCAACGUCCUUGGUAAGACAAAUGUCGGUGAUUCAGGAUUAAAAUUCUUUUAGUAAAAAAGUGUUGAGCGGCUUCUAUUUUUUUCCCGCUCAGUAGCACGCAUGAGGCUAAAUAAAAACAAACAGUAUACCGGGUCAGGUCUAACGUACAUGUUGUAAAGACGCAUUCUAAUGUCCCUAGUUUUGAAGUUUCGGAGGACAAACAUGGUCGUUCUUAUUGUAUUGGAGACUAUCAAGGCACAGUGCUCCGAGAGAUUGACACACUUGGAGUAUGAUACGCCCAGAUCCUUAAUAACCCCAGGCUCAUUUAUGGCGUUACCUUCACUACUUAGUUGAGGUUUUUGGUCGUCGCCAGCCACCACGGCAGAGCACUUAUGCCAAGAAAGAGAAAGGCGCCAUCUGCGGCACCACUGGGCGAAAGCCUGUAGAUCGCUCUUUAGGAGUUCCAGCACGAUGUCAUGAUCUGCCGGCUUAUAUCGAUAUGCAACUUUAAGAUCAUCGACAUACAUGAAAGGCUUACCAUUCUGAAAUGAAUCGGGUACAUCAUUAACGAAAGGGCAAAAUAAAAGUGGGCCGAGUACACUUCCCUGAAUGACUCCACUCCUCACACGUGUGGGGUUGGAGAUGGUAUUGGAAAUCUUAACGCGUUGUGCACGAGCGCCCAGGUAAGAGGAUAUAAAAUUCAAAAGUUUGCCACCUAUUCCGAAAGAGGACCGUUUCAAGAGAAGAAGAGCAUGUUCAACACGGUCAAAAGCCUUAGCGAAAUCGAAAUAUACAGUGUAAAGUAUUAGAAGAAGAAAAUUGGCUCUCCGGAAUAGGUUUAUUUAACUGCCAACGUUUCAAAGAGCUGGGUCGGCUCUUCAUUGUCAAAGCGUAAACUGCACCUAAUCGAUCAGAGGUUUAAUUUAAAGUGGCAAGCUGUGUUAGCUGGCCUGAUGCUGAUCGAUUUUUUUUUCUUCUCCCUCUGCGUCGGCCUCUCAGGAAAUGGUUGACAGGCGUUUUUGCCUGUGCGCUUUAUGAGUCACCACUCCGUCGAGGGGAGCUGAUUGGACUUUAGUCGGGCGGUCGGUCUGGCGGUUCUUGUUCUUCCUCACCGAGUAAGCUCAGCGUCGGGCUAUCUCCGUGCUGUCUUCUUAAGUCCGGUGUGGUUGGUUGGUCCUGAGCUCUACGGUUGUGAUGACGUAGGACUUUGCAAGCUGCAGGAAAGUCCAGAUGCCUGUUGAUAGAGUGGGCAUCGGAGAACCACGCUUCGAGAGUUAGCCGUUCUGUUUUUGUGUUACCUCGGCCUAAGAUGGUAGCCCUCUGGAGGUCAAAACUGUGUCCCCUUUCCCCAUACGCGUGUUGCUAGUUGAGAUUUAGGGUCUAACCUCCGAGUGGCCGAUUUAUGUUCUUGUUGGCGAGUUUGCAAUUUCCGCCCAGUUUCGCCCACAUAGUUGCAGUCGCUCUCAUCGUAAUUUAUUUUGUAGAUGACUGCUGAGGUUUCAGCGGGUGGCAAUGGGUCAUUAGGUUGCAUCAGGCGACGUCGAAUUGUUGCUUGUGGUCGAUGGGCUAUGCGUACUCUGGUGGGUUGUAACAGUCGCGAGACCGCUUCAGAGACCCCUUUAACGUAAGGAAUGGCCCUCCAGACUUCGGGUUGCUGCGCAUUUGGCCGUUGUCUGGGCACCCAACGUCUGCUUCUCUCGAUGAAAUGCCUGGGAUAACCAUUGGCUGUAAAUAGGUCCACAAGGUACAAUCGUUCGGCCCUUUUAUCUUCUGGUGUGCGGCAGUGUGUUUCGACUCUUUGGAAUAGAGUGCGGACACAACUACGUUUGUAAGACAGUGGAUGGUUGCUGUUGAAGUGUAGGAUCUGCUCGUGUCGGUGGAUUUUCGGAAUACUGUAGUUUGCAGCUGUCCAGUGGUACACCGGCGCACAAGUACGUCAAGGAAGGGCAGUUGGUUGUUUGUUUCCGCUUCCAUCGUAAAUUGUAUAUCCGGUUAACUGUUUUUCUGCAGACAAUCUCUUGGCUCGAUCAAAAAUAUCACGAACCAAAGGCAAGACAGAAACGUCGUUCUGAAGAUGGAAACGACGGUAAAGCCUGCGCAAUCUGCGACGAAAGGGUAAGGGUAGGAAAACCUCAUCCCCAACAUUAAGAAUUUGCUUACGGGGGACAAAACGAGAAAUAAGCGGAUCCAAAAUUUCGUAAAGAUUUGCAGUGCAAACAUUUACAUCCGAACUUAGGAAGAAGUCAGUCCAGUCGUAGGAAUUAAGGUAUGUUAAUAAUUCGGUUGAGCGAGUUGAUCUGAAAUUGCGGAAAAAGCUAUACUGUGGGGACGACGUUUUGUCAGCCCCGAAUUCCAACGUUGAAACAACUAUGUCAUGGUCUGUGCCCCCGAGUGGGCCUAGGGAUGACACCGACGAUGGCAUGCAGCCUCUACAGAAAAUUAGGUCAAGUAUGUUUGAGCUUCGGGUAGGAAAAUCGACAACCUGAUUCCACAUCCCAACCUCCACAGUCUCAAGAAAGUCUUCGAACCUUCUUGGGCCUGAAGGUGGAGACUAGCGGACUUCGGGAAGAUUAAAGUCACCCGCAAUCAAUUGAUACUUAAAGCUUAAGUCGGCCGCAGCAUGAAAUGCCUGCGAGAGUAAACGAUCAAAAUUGUCGUUGGCGUUGGGAGGACGAUAGACACAGCCAACGAGUAAGGAGAACUUAUUUUUUAGAGCAACCUGGAGCCAGCAGCUGCCUUCUACUGCGGAAAAGUGCGGAAGGUCAAGCGGCAGAAAUGUAACCGUUUGCUUGACGUAGACGCAACUGCCCCCACCACGGCCAUCUUGACUAUCAUUUCGAAUGCAAUUAUAGCCCAGAAGAGAGAGUUCGAAGUCAGGUGCGGAGGUAUGCUCAUGUCUCAGUUAGUAAAGAAAUAACCGGACAAUCGACGAACACCAAAGUCUUAAGCAAACUCAUAUUAUUUAAGCAAGGAUCUGGCAUUUAAAACAAAAUUUUGAAUGGAUAGGCUAUUUGUUUCUGAGGGAGAUUGGCUAUAUCGUCCAGUGCUUGGCUGCCCACGGAGAAAACGGUCGGAUAUUAACAUCCGUUCCUGAAAAAAAUUUUGUAGCACCAAAAAAAUCGGACGUGGAUAAAAAGGGAUAGGAUUUGUGGGAGGGAAUUACGGGCAGGUAAUUUGGUAACUAUUGAUUGUUAACUCAUUUUCGGCUGGAAAUCCGCGAACCAGAUACAGCAACACAUUCCCACCGGAACGAAACUGAGGAUCGGAAGAGUUAACUGAUCCAGUAUGGACACUAGCAUGAGGAAUACAUUGGUAAAAUGUCCGUGUUGGAAACAAUUUAGGGGGUGGGGAACGCAGAGUUUCCAUUGGAACAAGAAUUAUUUUCAUUUUAAUUACUUUAAUGUUUUUAAUAUCUCUUUCUUACUUUUCUUUUGCAGCCGCCGAGGACACCAAUGGUAACAGACACCAAGAUUGCGAUCCCGGCUAAGACCGAUCUGAAUAGAGUUCAUAGCAUGCUGCGAUACUCAUCCGCGUUUAAGGGAUAAAGGAUCGUAGAGUAGGCGAUGAGGCAUAAUGGGAAGAUAUGGAUGUGAGAAAUACAUAUAAUAACAGUAUAUCGUACAAGCAACGGAGUAACGAAGUAACCUGCCUGCAUGGAGAGGCGAUAUUGAUAUACCAGCUAAAUGACCAGUGGGGAACGCAGCGCCACGGGUAACUGCAGCUACGACAUCCUCAUCCCAGGUCCGCACGAUAAAAGUAUUCUCCCAUUCAAACAACUCUAUGACAAAGAAGAUGAAGACCCGAUCUCUGGGACAGUGGGUUUAUUAGUCUGAGCUUUCGGUCUUGUACAGGAGGUCAUCGUCAGAGACUGUGAAAAGGCAAAAUCAAAUGAGCGGUUUUUGUAGUCACGCCAUGAAGGGUGGGUGGGGGGAGAGAUAUGAAUGCAGAUGGUGAUAUUUGCGAUAAGUUGAGUCCCACGCCGUCUCACGGUGGCGUGACUGCGGCACCCAUGGCUGGAAAUUGGGUCUCACCUCUUGGCCGCGGGAACGGAGCGCGUGAUAGCAGGGGGUAUGUCAACGUGCCUGUUGAUAGAGUUGGCGUCAGACACCCUGGCCUCCAACAGUUCUCGCCCUGUCUUAUUGUUGGCCCACGCCACUAUCUGUGUGCUCGUGAAGUUGAAUUCUUUGCCUUCCUCCAGGGUGUGAGUGGCGACCUGAGACAACGGGUCGCCUCUCCGGACCGCCCGUUUGUGCUCCGUUAUUCGUGAGCUAAUUCGUCUUCCGGUUUGUCCUGUGCAGUGGAGAGGGCAGGCCCGACAUGGGAUCUGAUAGACAACACCCGAUUGUUCUCCCACGUCUAGGCGAUCCUUCACUCGCUUGACUUUGCUGCGCAUGGUCGAUGGCGGCCCGUGAGCGAUACCCACGCCGAGCUCUCCAGCGAUACGUUCCAUCGCUUCGGACACGUUCUUUAUAUAUGGAAGAGGGUGCCAGAGUGUUGGCGGCUCUCCUCCGUUUGUUCGCCGUGGGCGCGUGCGGAGACAGCGGAUGACGAAGCUGUUCGGGUAUCCAUUCCUUGCCAGUUGGUCUCGAAGAUGCCCAAGUUCUAUAACUCGUCCCUCGAGUUCACUUCAGUGCGUUUCUUACACUUUGGAAGAGUGUCAUAACACAGCUGCGUUUAUGACAGUCGUGGGGCGUUGCACUUUGUAAUAGCUGUGGCUUUUAUUGGAGUUGGUGUUGUAGUUGUGAACCAAGCGAGUUCGUUUUGGCGGCUGCCGAUUAUUAUGCCAGUCAGCCAAUCGCGCGCAAGUUUUCCUAUAUGUAAGUCUCAGAUUUAACACUACGAGAUCUCUCACUCCCCCCUCUCUCUCCCUCUCUCGUGGAUAGCGAUUGCAUUUUGAAGAGCUUUACUCGUCGUAUUACGACGGCAGCUUUGUGUGAGUGGGACUCGUGCUAUGUCGUAACAUGUUGUAUAAAUAAUUUAUUUUAUUGGUUCGUUAAGGCAUGGGAGGUUUUGUGGAUGAUUAGUGGAUGCGAGAAAGGGAAUUUUGCAAGAUUUCCUUAGAAUCAGUUACAUUUUGAGGUAUACGUAUACACCUGAGUACUCAGACAACUGGAGUACGCCUUUUACAUGCCUUGGAGCACUAAAGACGCGAAUAGUACUAAAAGUGCUCUGCCGUGGAGGGCUUCCGAUGUUUGCGUGCUCAUUAAUGGCAGAGGAUUAGGUUGUCAGAGGGUUCUGAUACGAUGAAACUGUCUUCCUACCAAUUCCAGUGACCUUGUCUAGUCAAAGGCAAUUUAGGAGUUCAAUUUCUGCUGCUUCAGUACCCUCUGCCGAAGCUGGUUAAACGAGAGGCCACUGAUGAACGCACCGCUGAUGAUAUCGUCACGAUUUUGUUCUGCCAUAAUGGCUUUGAAAUCUCAGUCCUCAGUUAAGGUCUUUAGCUGUUGUGCAAAUUGGUCGAUGGUUUGCCCGCUUUCCUGUUUGCUGGUUGCUAGAAGAUGGCAGGCGAAGAUUUCGUUUUUGGGUCUUAAGCAGACAUCUGUUAGCAGUUUGACAGCUUUUAGCUGCAGCCUUCACUAAUAAAUUUCCUAACUGCCGGGGAAGCGUAGUAGUGCGAAACCAGUGAUUCCACUGUUCAGCAGCGACUGGAGUUUUUGGGUCAACAUCGAAUCGUUUUGACCUAAAAUAUCUAUCCAUGGUGGACUUGUUGCUAGGACCGUAGCAUGCAUGCGAGAGGCGGAGCACGAACAAAGCGGAACGCAGGAAUCAUAACGAAGAAUAACCUAUAGUAGGGCAUUAUUCAUCUUAAAAUUGACGUAGUACAACCUAAGCGCGAAGUAGAACAGUAGUAGACAAGAUAGAAUUCUACCAGGUAAUAAGUUAGCAUAGCAGGACCGUGUUCAACCAAGAGCAGAUUACAUAACUCGGUCUCUAAUGCUGUGAGUGAUCGCAUGCAAAAACUUACAAAGGGAAGAAAUUAGGUGCAUGGGACUGUCUGGGCUUUUGGAUUGGGAGCGGCAUGAGUCCUCAAAAGAUCAGGCUUUCAUUCCUUCCCGUGGAUCUAUGCUCAUGCUUAUCUUAUUACUUAUGGCUCAAGGGCACCUUCUCAAGCCGUAAUGACAUAUCCAUGUGCGAAUUUAGACAUUCCACUUUUUCCCUAGUUUGCGAUGCUUUGGUCUUUCAGUCUUAGCAGUGUCAGUCAUCUCUUUGUUUGGGAUUUGGUUCUUCCUCUUCAUCUGAAAGAGUCAGAUCCCAUUGUCUGGUCUGUAUUGGAUUUCUGGCAGACCCGUCUUGUUUCAUCUGCUGACGAAAGGGCGAGAUGUAAUCUUCUUUGGUCUCCUGUCAGAACUUUUGCCUCCCUAGCUGUUGGCUACAGUAGUAAUUUUAUCGGCCAGGUGACGAGAGACCUAUGGGUCUCUGUUGAACCGAUAAACCAACGCCAACGCAAACACGACAUCUUUGAAUUUCCCAGCGUAGAGACGAUUUUCGACUAUAAUCCAACCCUGGUCUUGCCCUGUUAGACAGUCUAGUGCUCUACAAUCGCCUAUUUCCUAGGGUUUUGCGACUUUUGCCUUUUAAAAGACUUGCGGGAUGGCGGCUGGAGUUUUUCAGGCUUGACGGAUAAAGCCUAAACUGCCGAAAGUUUAAUUUUAUCUGUCAACCCUGCAACAUGCGUUAUGAGGUGCAGGAGGCUGGCCCUGCUUCACCUCUUGUAACCGAAACGCUGCAUCUGCAAAAAACCCUUACUUGUGUUUGCAGAUCGCUCCUGUGCUAGUGAUCUGGGGCAUCUCCUGUUGGCGAGGCAGAAAAACCUCACCUCCUCGGAUGUCUCCGUCACUUCCCCCAAUCAUUGUGUACUCUCGUCUAGAUCUACGUUUCCACCGUGAUAGACAAACAAUCAAGUGGGUUUAUGCUUGAAUCCACGGUUUUGGGAGAUAGAAAGUGUACGUCAUGGACCUGGCCGACAAUCUCAGGUGAUGAGCCACACUUGUUUGCGAUAUUGAAAACUUGGAAGCCGACUGCAAGUAGUUUGCGGGGACUACACAACCUCAUCCAGAGAAGGCAUAAUCUGAAACCAGUGCUUUCGGCACUUAUUUACGGCAGUCAGGGUCCCUCCUGUCAUCCGUCCUUUGGUGUUUUGCGACGCGAUGGACAGCUGGACGGUUACUGGGUUCCUAACUGACGGUAUAUUCAUGAAAAUUGCACGACUCACUUGUGAUUCCACGAGCCAAACACAUCAAUGUACCGUAAUGAUGAUUUCCCAGAUAGGUAUAAUUGACCCCAUUUACCUAUCUCAUUCGAUUCUGCUUGUGUUAGCGCAUAAGUUCUCAGGUCGAUUAUCUCAUUACCGGCCUCUCAUGUAAUCAUGAGAACAAGAAGCACUUUGUUGUCUUGCCAUUUUAUUCGCUGCCACGCAUCCUUUAGUUUUAACGCAAUGUCGGCUAAUUUGUACAAUCUUGUCGGCGAUAAAAUCAAGUGGAAGAUAAAGAAGUUGUGAAAUGGUCGCUCCAAGUUACAUACAACAGAGAAAGAUGUAGGUCCACUUUAUAAUCCAGCCACAAGCCACCGAAUGCUUUUAUGGACGGCGUUGGAGCGUUCCGCGGGAUCUUGGAGUCAACAGGCAAGACAGUGACUCCUAGUCAGUCGCAUUUGUGGUGUCCUGUCGCUGUCUUUGUGGACAAAUCACUGCGAGAGCAUCAAUCUUAAGGAAGCCACGUAUGCAUGGUGUGGGGAUCGUGUUUUGUCACGUUAAAGGUGCCGCCAAUUUCAGCUCAAUUCCUAUCCUGCUUCAGGACACAAGAUUGCUAGGAAAAUCUCUCACCAACAAGCCUCUCGACCUUCAGUGCGUUUUCAUCUCCCAGCUCACCUUGACCAUGACCGCAACACGACCGAUUUAGGCUACCAGUGCAUUGGGAAUUCUUCUUCUUCUGUUGGGAGAACGCGAACGGCUAAACCACCGUAGUGUCCGAUUUUCAGUUGAACGUGUCCCUGGCAUUUGUCCUUCGUGUCCAUUAUUUGAUCUAGGUUUCUUUGCGAAACGCGACAGUGCCACUUGACUGACCCUCCAUGAUUAUGACUCAUUUUCAAUUUUUUUAGAUUUAUUUUCAUCCCCAACGCUAACCCAUGUUCCGUAAGAGGGCCAAACAACACAUCAAUGUGAACUCUGUUGCUCUGGUAGAUCUCAAGGCUGAAAUUGCUCGUCGGCAAGUGGAAGUCAAAAAUAAGUCUACCCUCUUGCCCGAAGGAUGCACUGUCAUCAAGGCCAGCACGGCUGGCAAUGGUGCAGCGGUCAAGUCAAUUUUCCGGAAACCGCCUAAAGCAGUACCUCCUGACACUACAGCUGCUGAUGCAGACGAGGAGGCUAGUCAAGACAGAGCUGAGCUCGAACGCCUGGAGCGUAGUCGUAGGACACUCGAGGCGAAGGCCAAACUCUACGAAGCCCUCAAAAGCGCUGCUCUGGGCGGAGCUCGUACUUCCAGCGGCGAUGCGGAGGACGACUCAGCACCUCUGGUCGACUUUGAACGAAUGGCAAUGGAAAAGAAGGCCCAGGAAGACGACUACCUCAGCAGCGAUAAUGACGACAACGACGAGAGUCGUGAGCAGGACAGUGAUAGACACGAUCAUCGACGGGACCGAAGGCCGCUCGCAGAACCCGUCAGCAUCCCCGACGGCCCCAUCACGUAUGCGCACUUGCGCAAGGGUGAAGUGCGCGACCACGGUGUCGGUUUCUACGCCUUUUCUGCAGACAUGGAACAGCGUGCCAGCGAAAUGGCCAGUCUGAAUGAACUGCACAGGAGCACUCAGCAGGCGCGUCAACGUGCGGAGGCGGCGCGUGCUAAGCGGGACAUUCAAAUGGGCCAGAGACUGGCAAAGCUGCGCGCUCGCAAAGGCCUGCCUGAUGUGGCCACCGCGGUAGCCCAGUGUCUUGGUGAGACACCAGACGUGGUGGCUGAAAGGGCUGAGGACGCACAAUCGGAGGAGGAAAAAGUGCCGUCGGCGCCACCGCCUUCCACCGGCGACCUCGCCCUCGGAUCAGACGAUCUCGACAUUGCCUCGAUGUUACGAAGGCUGAGGGAUGAGGCGGAACAGCGAGCUGAGGAACAGACUGCCGCCGCCGCCGCCACUGCGACGCCUGCAGAGGAAUCGCCCACCCUCCCGCCGCCACCGCAACCCCCGGCAGCCCUUCGAAAGCGAGCCAGAGAGUGGGAUCGCGGCAAGUCCAUGGUUCCUGCCAAGGUCUUUAUUCAGCGGGAGCAACAAGAAAAACGGAAUUAUCAGUUUGCUCCCCCUCCCAGCUACUACUGA